AUGAUAUUGCAUGCACAUAACAAGCCGCCGCAGACAUUCCGUGACACCGGCAUUAACUUCUGGAAUGAGAUUUCGAGUGGCCGAUGUCAAUUCACUCAAUACGAGGAUGAAAAUCGUAAAUUAACGGAAGAAGAUAAUACCAUAACGCAGAAACUGUUACUUGAGUUUUACAAAGAAUUAACAGGUACCAAUACACAGCGCAAGUUAUCAGUGCAUGUAAGAUGUGAUAAUACUUCGACUAAUUCAGACGAUAAAUCGAUUAACAAAAGUAAAACACCAAGAGAUACUCAACAUGAAGAACAUACUUUAAAUACUAAUUUAAAUAAUAACGAUGACAAAUCAACAACAAAUGAAACACACAUAGAUAUCAAACAUAAAGAAUCUGCUUCAAACAUUAACGUAUCUUCUAAUGACAAAUCAAUAAGUGAAACGCAUAUAGAUACCCAACAUAAACCUGCCUCAAGCAUUAGUGUAUCUGAUGACAAAUCAACAAAUGAAACACACAUAGAUAUCAAACAUAAAGAAUCUGCUUCAAGCAUUAAUGUAUCUUCUAAUAACAAAUCAAUAAGUGAAACGCAUACAGAUACCCAACAUAAACCUGCCUCAAGCAUUAGUGUAUCUGAUGACAAAUCAACAAGUGAAACACCUAUAAAUAUCAAUCAUAAGGGUUCUGCUUCAAGCAUUAACGUAUCUUCUAAUGACAAAUCAAUAAGUGAAUUGCAUACAGAGACCAAAUAUGAACCUGCCUCAAGCAUUAGUGUAUCUGAUGACAAGGCAACAAGUAAAACAGAUAUAGACACCCAACAUGAGAAAUCAGCUUCAAGCAUUAAAACAUCUGAUGACAAAUCAAGGAGUGAAACACGUAUAGAUACCCAACAUGAGGAAUAUACUUCAAGCAUCGAAGUAUCUGAUGACAAAUCAACAAGUGAAACAUCUAUAAAUGUCAAACAUAAGGGAUCUGCUUCAAACAUUAACGUAUCUUCUAAUGACAAAUCAAUAAGUGAAACACAUACAGAUAUCCAACAUGAACCUGCCUCAAGCAUUAGUGUAUCUGAUGACAAAUCAACAAGUGAAACACCUAUAAAUAUCAAUCAUAAGGGAUCUGCUUCAAGCAUUAACGUAUCUUCUAAUGACAAAUCAAUAAGUGAAUUGCAUACAGAGACCAAACAUGAAUCUGUCUCAAACAUUAGUGUAUCUGAUGACAAGGCAACAAGUAAAACAGAUAUAGACACCCAACAUGAGGAAUCUGCUUCAAGCAUUAAAACAUCUGAUGACAAAUCAAGGAGUGAAACACAUAUAGAUACCCAACAUGAGGAAUAUACUUCAAGCAUCGAAGUAUCUGAUGAUAAAUCAACAAAUGAAAUACAUAUAGAUAUUCAACAUGAGGAACCUGCAUCCGGUACUAAAGAAUUUAAUGUCAAAUUUCCUCAAACAAGUGAAACACAUCUAGAUAUUCAAUAUGAUGAAAUUUCAAGCAUAAAUGCAUUCCGUCAAAUGGCAAACAUGAGCAGCAGUGGCAGCGUCACCAAUGCCAGUCCAGGAUGCGGCAAUAUUGAAAAAAUAUAG
Messenger RNA from Dinoponera quadriceps, 1566 nucleotides. Its product is annotated as protein starmaker-like. The transcript has 4 exons. The coding region runs from base 1 to 1566 and encodes 521 amino acids. The record is from RefSeq and is a predicted model, not a curated record. Lineage: Eukaryota; Metazoa; Arthropoda; Insecta; Hymenoptera; Formicidae.